Molecule: messenger RNA, 3861 nt
Organism: Polypterus senegalus (gray bichir)
Lineage: Eukaryota; Metazoa; Chordata; Cladistia; Polypteriformes; Polypteridae
Product: gastrula zinc finger protein XlCGF57.1-like
Exons: 3
Coding region: 1151-2674 (507 amino acids)
Biological process (GO): regulation of immune system process; regulation of cytokine production; negative regulation of transcription by RNA polymerase II
Source: RefSeq, a predicted model, not a curated record
CUACUUGAAAGCUUCUCAGACACACUGCUGUUUUUGCCGUUAUCGAUGCUGUAAGUGUUCUCAUGGAAUCGCCUAUUUCUUCGAGCUCUAGGAGAAGGCAUUUUAUAUAAAAACCGCAAACUGAUAUACGUUUUAUUAUUAUUAUUAUUAUUAAUAAGAGUAAAGCACCCAGUUAAAUCAAGGAAAGCGAUAUGGUGGUACAGACAUUACAUUUCAAAAAAUUGUAUUAAAUAAAAAGAGAACAGACGCAAUGUCCUUCACCUGUUGACAAAAGAAAGCAGUACAGUAUGGCAAAAAGGACCGCCGUGUUUAUACGAUUUAAGGAGGAAUGGAAAAUGCGAACAAGUAAUCAACUUCAGUCUCGUUGUGUUUCCUCGUAACUAAAAAUCAAACGAAUACCCGGCAACCUGUUUCAUGUUAAUCUUGGUUCAUUCUUACCACAUAAAAAACGAAUAGCUUGUCGGUGAGACAAUUUUCAUUUUUAUUCCAAUUUAAGAAGACGUUUUUUGUUUCAGUUACUAAGAGUAUAUUUGGGUUCUUCUAAUUGAGUAUUUGUGCGAGCCACUCCGUGUAGGAUUGUAUUACUAUUAUUAUUUAAAUAUUUUGAUCAAAUACUUUAAUUCCAAGAGAUUACAUAACUAACAAGCAUCGAUUUAACCAAUGUCAGAUUUACAGUUCUUACGUUUUUUUAUGCACAGAAUAUAAAAGAUUAAUUUAAAUAAAAUUGGUAUUCAAAUGAAAUUUAACUCCAUUGAAGUUGAAAACCGCAUUUGAAAAACGUUAACAAAGUAAUUUUAUUCACUUAGUAUUUGGCUGGGAUCUUAAAAUGUAUUUGUGUUGCUGAGUAAUUUCAUAAAACAUUGCAUACUAUAUGUAGCUGAUGGUUGUUCAAGCUUAAUCUGCUCCUUCACCUCACAGAGAAGUUUCAUCUCCCCCGAGCCGGUUUCCCAGUCCAAAACUCUCUUGCCUGUUAACCAAUUGCCGUUGCAUCUACCCCUCACCAUUGGUUUGACUACUCCACACAAAUGUUUUUGUGCUCAAACUGACAGGAUUACAUGGGUCACCCAGGCACAAGCCAGGAAACACCAAUCUCAGGUCUGCUCUCUGUUCCAGCAAGGAAGAAGCAGAUGCCAUUUACUAAACCACUAAGAUGAAUGUGAAAGAAGAGACAUGUGAGGCUGACAUAAAUACCAUGGAGGUAAUGACUGUGAGUAUUAAGAAGGAGGAGGAGAACUAUGAAUGGGAGUCUGUCCACCAUGGACAGGAUAGUCUCUGCAUUAAGGAUGAGGAUUAUGAACUGGGGUCAGUGGAUAUUAAAGAAGAGGCUGGGGACACUUCUGUCAACAGUGAGAUGAACAAGUGGGAGAUUAUGAAGCGUGGGGACCCUGCUUUGAGAUCUGAGUCAUUACAGUCUGACACAAAGAGGACUGAGGCAACUUCAUCUGUUAGGACUUGGGAAGAUCAGCCAACACCUUCAAAUCAUUCUGAGCAAAGAGACAAGCCUUACUACUGUUCUGAAUGUGGCAGACGAUUUUCUCGUUUAAGAAGACUUCGGCGUCACAAAAGAAUUCAUACUGGAGACAGUCCAUAUUGCUGUUUGGAAUGUGGCAAACAGUUUUCUGACAGGAGUAAUCUUCAGGCACAUGCUAGAAUACACACUGGAGAAAAGCCGUAUUGCUGUUCAGAUUGUGGGAAACGAUUCUUACGAAUUGCUGAUCUUCAUACCCACACUAGAAUACACACCGGAGAAAAACCGUAUUGCUGUGCUGAAUGUGGCAAAAGAUUCUCACGAAUUGCCACUCUUCAUACACACAAAAGAACUCACACUGGAGAGAAGCCAUAUUCCUGUUUAGAAUGUGGUAAGCACUUUUCAGUGAAAAGCAGCCUUCAGAUACACAAAAGAACUCACACUGGAGAAAAGCCAUAUGCCUGUUCUGAAUGUGGUAAACAGUUCUGUGACAAGAGUUCUCUUCGGCAGCAUGCUAGAAUUCACACCGGUGGAGAGAUGUAUUGCUGUUCUGAGUGUGGCAAACAAUUUUCUCAAAUCAACAGUCUUCAGAUCCAUAUGAGAAUUCAUACUGGAGAGAAGCCAUUUUCCUGUUCAGAGUGUGACAAAAAAUUCUGUAGUAGGAGUUCUCUGAGGAAACAUACUAGAAGUCACACUGGAGAGAAGCCAUACUGUUGUUCUGAAUGUGGUAAACAGUUUUCAAAAAAGUGCAGUCUUCAGAACCACAGAAGAAUACACACUGGAGAAAAGCCAUACUGCUGUUCUGAGUGUGGCAGACGGUUUUCACGAAUGGCCACUCUUCACACCCACACAAGAAUUCAUACCGGAGAGAAGCCAUAUUGCUGUUUGCAAUGUGGCAAACGAUUCUCACAAAUCACCACUCUUCACACCCACAGAAGAAUUCACACUGGAGAGAAGCCAUAUUGCUGUUCAGAAUGUGGCAAACACUUUUCUUUGAAGAGCAACCUUCAGAGACAUGUAAGAAUUCACACGGGUGAGAAACCUUAUGGCUGUUCUGAAUGUGGCAAACAGUUUUCACAUAAGUUCAAUCUUCAGACCCACACAAGAAUUCACAAUGGCCCUACCCACAAUGGAAGAGACAAGACCACACAAGAGUACUGUGAGCAAGAAAAUAAGAGCACUACAUGCAAUCCAGUGGUCAGUUGAAGAGAAAGAGGAGAUCAAGUAAUACUACUUCUUGGCAACUGAUCUCAAAUUCCCAUCUAAAGAAUAUGCCAGCAAGGCUGAUGCAGAACUACAGUAUAGAAAUGUAAUCUUUAUUUUCCAAAUUGGGUAUCUGACACAAAUAUAAGACAUUUAAUGCAAUAAUUAAAGAAAGACAACAAACGAGUCAAGUGACAGCAUACUUUCAAAAAACAGCAAGAAAAGAAAUAAUACAGGUUGGCAGCAUUAACCCCAGCGCAACUCAUUGGCAAUCAAAUGGACCAAAAAUUGAGUUGAAGAAAAAGAACAUUGACAUGUUUGAAAACAAAUUCAAAAACAAAGGUUUAAAUAUAAACUCAAAUGAGCUAGCACAACCAGAAAAGUAUUACCCAGAGAGAUUUGUCCUAAAAAUCAACUGAUUUACAAAGAGUGAAAUACAAACAUUAAAGAGAGAAGUUAUCAAGAAGUUAAAUGGUGGGUUUGGGGCACAGCAAAUUGAAAGUGACAAUGACAUUUUAUGAAGAUAAUAUAACCCAAAUAAUCCAUGAAGAAGAGCAACCAGAAUUUGAAAAAAUAUUUAAAAUAUCCAUUAAAGAGUCAUUCAAAACUAGAAGAGAACACACCAACUAAAGCGAACAGCUCAACAAGUGUAGAAUUCGCCAUCAUUAGAGGAUAAAAAGGUCCAGGAAAUUCCAGAAGAUCUCCUGGAGUUCAUCAAUUUACUAGUAUGCAGAAAUCAACAAAAGACUCGGUACUACAUGUAAGGUGAAUAAAGUAAUAACUGAGAGAAAGGAAAACCAGCAGCAUGUAAUAGACUUCAAAAGUGUAAAGAGGAUAAUGUUUGUGCAGUAAAACUCAUCACCUCUAAAUUAUUAUAAAAGUAAAGUUGAAUAAAUUGAACUCUGCAAGUGCAUGAAUAAAAAAUUUGCCAUGGUAAUUUUAUUUUGGUGAACAAUUCAAGUAAAUUACCACUUUCAGUAAGUGGAAGUGGGUCAAAAGUUGCAAGAAACUUUAAUAAUGUGAGUAAUGUAAUACUUGUACACAAAAUUUCAAUUACAUAAAGAAAAAACGUUCUCAAAUAUAUAUGUAGUACAAUUUGAACAGUAGUUUUUUUCUAAAAACUGCAAAGUGACAAAAAAUGCUUACAAUGUGGGCUUUACCAUAAUAUGAUGUGAAAUUAUCACAUUUUU